AUGGGGCCUAAAAACAGCUCUUUGGUGACCGAGUUCAUUCUGGCAGGCUUAACAGACCAGCCGGGCCUCCAAGUCCCCCUCUUCUUCCUGUUUCUUGUCAUGUAUGUGGCCACUGAGGUGGGAAACUUGGGACUGCUAGUUCUCAUUGCAUUGAGUCCUCACCUUCACACCCCCAUGUACUUUUUCCUGUUUAACUUGUCCUGUAUCGACCUCUGCUAUUCUACUGCGAUUACACCGAAGAUGUUGAUGAACUUUGUACUGAGCAAGAAUGUUGUCUCUUACCAGGGGUGUAUAACCCAGUUCUACUUCUACUGUUUUUUUGUAAUUUCUGAAUGUUACGUGCUAACUUCGAUGGCCUACGACCGCUAUGUGGCCAUCUGCAAUCCACUUCUCUACAACAUCGCCAUGUCCCCUAGAGUGUGCUCCUACCUUAUCCUUGGUUCAUACUUGAUGGCGUUUUCUGGUGCAGUGGUCCACACUGGAUUCAUGCUGAGACUGACCUUCUGUGAUGCGAACACCAUCAACCACUACUUCUGUGACAUCCUCCCUUUGCUUGAUCUCUCCUGCACCAGCACCUUUGUCAAUGAGAUAGAGAUUUUCAUUGUUGUGGGCAAAGACAUCGUUGUACCCAGUUUCAUUCUCUUUACCUCUUAUGGUUUCAUCCUCUCCAGCAUCCUCAAAAUCAGGUCCACGGAGGGCAGGUCCAAAGCCUUCAGCACCUGCAGCUCCCACAUCCUUGCCGUGUCUCUGUUCUUUGGGUCAGGUGCCUUUGUGUAUCUCAAACCCUCCACCGCCGGGUCCAUGAAUGAAUCAAAAAUCUCUUCUGUGUUCUAUACCAUUGUGGUACCCAUGAUGAACCCCUUAAUCUACAGCUUGAGGAACAAAGAUGUUAAAGUAGCCCUGAGAAAAGCCCUUAUUAGGAGACCAUUCUGA
Molecule: messenger RNA, 933 nt
Organism: Perognathus longimembris pacificus (Pacific pocket mouse)
Lineage: Eukaryota; Metazoa; Chordata; Mammalia; Rodentia; Heteromyidae
Product: olfactory receptor 145-like
Exons: 1
Coding region: 1-933 (310 amino acids)
Biological process (GO): sensory perception of smell; G protein-coupled receptor signaling pathway
Cellular component (GO): membrane
Molecular function (GO): odorant binding; G protein-coupled receptor activity; olfactory receptor activity
Source: RefSeq, a predicted model, not a curated record